AUGGCCGGCAGCGCGAUCCCGAAUUUGCUAUCUCUUCGCGGUGCCAGGGCCGGGCGAGGAGCUCGCGGACGUGGAAGGGGUGGCCGUGGUGACGGACCUUCCUCCGCCGGCCCGACGCACGAUCAGACGAUCCAGGGCACCGACGACGAUGCCGCCGGAUCCCGUCUGAGUGCCGUUAACGUGGGGUACCUCGACGACCCGUACGCGCGCUUCUUCGUCGACGGUAUGGCCGGGCCUCCGCCAAGGAGGCUGCCCAUUAUCAAUCGAGGCACUUACACGAGAACCGUCGCUCUCGACAGCCUUGUCGACAGUUUUCUUUCCGACGUUAGCGAUGGUACCAAGCAGAAACAGAUCAUCUCGCUUGGCGCCGGCACCGACACGCGCCCGUUUCGGCUGUUUUCUAGGACCAAUCGUCCGGGCCUGGUCUACCACGAGCUAGAUUUCCCAGUGACGGUGCAGAAGAAGGCCCGUAUAGUGCAGGGCGUUCCGCCAUUGCGCCAGAUCUUGGGGGUUCCUUCGACAGAAGAAAACGGCUCAUGGAGUUGUCAGCCAUCACCAUCAGACAGCUACUACUGCCACGCUCGUGACCUUCGAGAACUCGUUCAAGGAAAUGCAUCGAAUCUUAACGGACUUCGAACAGACACCCCGACACUGAUCAUUUCGGAAUGCUGUUUAUGUUACCUUGAGACCGCAACGACCAAAGAUCUUGUUGCAUGGUUUGUGCAAAAGAUUCCCAACAUCGCCAUCAUCAUUUACGAGCCCAUCAGGCCGGACGACCCUUUCGGGAAGAUGAUGACGUCCAACUUGGCGGCCAGGAGAAUCCGUAUGCCAACUUUGGAAAGCUACAAGCUCCCACAGGACCAAGAGCAACGCCUUCGUGAGGCCGGCCUCGAGCAUGUCAACGCGUUAACGGUUGAGCGGAUUUGGGAGCGAUGGGUGUCGUCUGAAGAGAAGGAGAGGGUGGAUCACCUGGAAGGGCUUGACGAGGUGGAGGAGUGGAAGCUUCUUGCUGACCACUACGUCGUGGCAUGGGGAUGGAGAGGCUCAGGAUUUAAGCUAUUUGAUGCUGGCAGACAGCAGUAG
Messenger RNA from Colletotrichum karsti, 1083 nucleotides. Its product is annotated as leucine carboxyl methyltransferase superfamily. Gene Ontology annotation, molecular function: protein C-terminal leucine carboxyl O-methyltransferase activity. Bases 1 to 1083 code for a protein of 360 amino acids. The transcript has 2 exons. Gene Ontology annotation, biological process: C-terminal protein methylation. The record is from RefSeq and is a predicted model, not a curated record. NCBI's taxonomy places the organism in Eukaryota, Fungi, Ascomycota, Sordariomycetes, Glomerellales, Glomerellaceae.